Messenger RNA from Dioscorea cayenensis subsp. rotundata (Guinea yam), 3462 nucleotides. RefSeq lists its product as uncharacterized. Lineage: Eukaryota; Viridiplantae; Streptophyta; Magnoliopsida; Dioscoreales; Dioscoreaceae. Gene Ontology annotation, biological process: negative regulation of DNA-templated transcription. Gene Ontology annotation, molecular function: transcription corepressor activity; acyltransferase activity, transferring groups other than amino-acyl groups. The transcript has 11 exons. The record is from RefSeq and is a predicted model, not a curated record. The coding region runs from base 1 to 3462 and encodes 1153 amino acids.
AUGGCGGAUGAUAUCAAGAGCAAGAAGAGGGAGAGGGCCACCGAACGCAAGCUUCUCGCUGGAGACAAUGUUGAGGUCUUUUUCACUGACGAAGGGCUCAAUGGUUCUUGGCAUGCGGGUGUAGUUAUUGAAGUAGGAAGUAACUCCCGUCUCAUUAAAUUCACUUAUCUCUUGACUGAAAAUGAACAGUCUAAGCUUGUUGAGAGGAUUUCUGCAACAGAUGCAAUAGAGGGUAUUUACAAUACACCCUCAAGGGAACAGCGUGGCAUCAUAAGGCCUUUCCCGCCUCCUUGUGUUUUCCCGGGUUCUGUGAUCAAAUUUGGUCUCUGUGUUGAUGCUUGGUUGCAUGAUGCAUGGUGGGAAGGAGUACUUUUUGAUAAAAAUGUAGGCUCUCAAAAGAGAAAGGUUUUCUUCCCUGACAUAGGUGACCAGUGCAUUGUUGCUGUUGAUCAACUCAGGGUCACACAAGAGUGGAAUGAAUACUCUGGGCAUUGGAAGCCUCGUGGAGAGUGGGUGUUACUUCAGGUGCUUCAUGAGAUUAAGAAGGAAGGCCCGUUGCCUGUUUCCAUCAGGAAGAUUUGGUAUGACUUAAGAUCUGAUAUUUCUUUUAUAGAAAAAAUUGGAUCUUGGACUGCUGGAACUCAUUCCGUCUGGUAUGGUGUGGUGAAUGACUUAUACCGGAAACUGCUUUCUGUUGUUGAUGGUCAAGCUGUGCCUGAGAUGAUCUAUCCAGAUCAGCUAAUGGACACUUUCAAUGAUUUAUGGAAAAAGUCCACUGAUGAUCACAGUCUGGUUGAACAUGCUAUUAACAAUUUGAGAUCUAACGUGGAAUGUACCUUGAACAAUGAUAAUGUGGAAGAGGAGGUAAAGGAUUACAAAGAUAACUUGAAGCCAAGAAUGGGAAAAUCAUGGCAAUCUAUGCCAGUUGAAGGGGAGCAGUGCCUUGAAGCAAUAACUUUAUAUUCCAAACGUUCAGCAAAGGCCAGGCAACCUUGUUCUGUGUAUGAAGAUAUGAAAGUAAAAAUGCGGAAGCAUCUUGUAUAUCUAGGAUGGAAGAUAGAAUCCAAAAGGGAUAGAAUACUAAGGUAUCGGUACACUUCACCUGAUCGCAAGGUUUUCUACUCUCUUACUACAGUUUGCUCUUAUUUCACGAAGGGACACCGAACUCAAAAUUCACUGUCAAUGAAGAAGCACGAGCUUGAAAGGGAGAAAUUGAAUGUCACUUCGAAGCAACAGGCUUCCGAAAAAGGAAUGGUAGUGGACAUUCCUGAAUUUACACCUGGCACUAAAAUGGAAGAUUUCAAUAACCAACUAAAUUCUAACUUCUCUGGUUCUGCUUCUUCUAAAGUUGUUAAACAUGGAGACACUGUUUCUGAACCUUCUACAUCAAGGAAACGGGAUUUGAUUUUUAGUGCCUCUGAGAGCACGGAUCAACCUGUACCAGAAGAUUUACGAGGGGCAAUACAGGAUUAUUGCAAAUACAUGUCUGCUAGUCAGAAAGACAAACAAGUAGGUCCAAAUGUAAAUGCUAAGCUUCUGCGGUUGAAGGCCAAAAGAUAUCUUUCAUUUAUGGGAUGGAAAUUUUGGUUUAUCUCGAAAAAAACAAAGGAAGAGAUGCGUUAUGAUUCUCCAUAUGGCAAGACGUAUUGUUCUCUGCACACAGCAUGCAACGCAUACCUGGAAGAGUCGGCUGAGGGUAGUGCUCCAAGUUCUCGUAACUUAAAUAAGAGAAGGAAAACAUCCAAGGGUGUUCACACUAGCAUGAAUUCUGAAAACUCUGUCGAGAAAUAUGUGGGGCCUCAACAUGGUGAAGUGUGUUCAAGAGGGCUCAUGAAAAGUGAUAGGAGAAAAAAGGAGCCUUCAAAUUUGUUACUACCAUUGAGACCUUCUCAUGGGAAGCUCCUGAGGCACACUUCUCGUCACUCUGAUUUUCAAUCCAGAGAAAGAAAACCAUCUCACUCUUCUGUCCCAGGAAGUUGGUCCAGUAAAAGGCCACAACAUGCACCAUCAUGUCUUGGCAAACGUAAUGCUAAAACAGUUUUGUGUUCAUUGAUAGACAAAAACGUUGUAUUACCUAGGGAGAAAGUAUCUUAUAUUCGCAAAAGAGAUGGUCAAGUUUUGAUGCAAGGAAGAAUAACUCGUGAUGGAAUAAAGUGUGACUGUUGUCAACAGGUGUUCACACUCACCAAAUUUGAGGCUCAUGCAGGUAGUACAAGCCACCGACCAGCUGCUAAUAUAUUCUUAAAAGAUCAGAGGUCCUUGUUACAGUGCCAGAAAGAUUUGAUACAUGUUAGUAAUUUCCAAAACUUCCCACAUCCACGGUUGAAGAUUGAUUACUCUCAGAGCCCCAGUGACAGCAUAUGCUCCAUAUGUCAAGAUGGUGGUAUUUUACUGCUAUGUGAUCACUGCCCAUCAGCUUUCCAUCAACACUGCAUUGGCUUAGAGGUUAUCCCUGAGGGAAAUUGGUUUUGCCCAUGUUGUAAAUGUGGCAUUUGUGGCACAAGCGAUUUCAAUUCUGACACCAAACAGUUCACUGAGAAAACAAUUAUUUACUGUGAUCAAUGCCAGAGAGAAUUUCAUGUGGGAUGUUUAAGAGAAAGUGGAGUAUUUGGGCUAGCAGAUUGUCCAACUGGAGAUUGGUUUUGCAGUAAAAAAUGCUCAAUGGUAUUCUUUCACCUCCAAAAAUUGCUUGGUAAAUCCAAUCUGACACCAGUGGAGGGUUUGUCAUGGUCUCUUUACAGAUCAAGCAGGGAAAAUGGUGGGGAUGAUAUUGAGAGUAUAGCUGAAUGCCACAGCAAGCUACGUGUUGCGCUUGACAUUCUGCAUGAAUGUUUCGUAGACAUUAUUGAACCACGCACAAAGAGUGAUCUUGUUGCUGAUCUUCUUUUCAAUAGAAAGUCAGAUUUGAAGCGAUUAAAUUUUUGGGGAUUUUAUACAAUAGUCUUGGAGAGGGGAGACGAGCUAAUUUCAGUGGCAACAUUUAGAAUUUUCGGCGACAAGGUUGCAGAAAUGCCCCUUAUUGGCACACGAGUUAAAUAUCGGCAGCAGGGAAUGUGCCGGCUUCUUGUGAAUGAAUUAGAAAAGUUGCUCUCAUCAUUAGGAAUCGAAAUGCUGAUUUUACCGGCAAUUCCUGAGCUUGUACAAACAUGGACAACAAGAUUUGGAUUUACAAAGAUGUCUAAUUCUGACAGACUAAAGCUCAAGGAUUACAUGUUCUUGAAUUUUCUUGGCUCCACAAUGUGCUACAAGUUCUUGGCCGGAAAUGAAAACCAAUUGACCUCAAAUGAAACAAAUAAUGCCGGCAAUGCUUCAGUUGAGGUGAAGCCGAGUAUCGUCUUUCGGGCUUCUUCGACUAAUUUUAUUGAUGUUUGUCAUGAAAAUGCCAUCAAGUGCUACUUCAGCAGAAAAACAAAGAGUGAGUUGAUGAUUCAAAUGGAUAGAAGUGCAGUGCAGGGCCAUUAA